Molecule: messenger RNA, 2486 nt
Organism: Salmo salar (Atlantic salmon)
Lineage: Eukaryota; Metazoa; Chordata; Actinopteri; Salmoniformes; Salmonidae
Product: actin nucleation-promoting factor WAS
Biological process (GO): actin filament organization
Molecular function (GO): actin binding
Source: RefSeq, a predicted model, not a curated record
GUGUGCAUGUAACACAUUGCAGAAGGCAGAAGAGAAACCAUCUGCACCAUUUCAACUUGUUAUUCUAACAGUCAGUGCCUGUUUGAGGAAGAGGACAGACAGGCACGUACGUCAAUGCUCAGCUCAGUUUUGAUACUAAGUAGAUAUUCUGAGAGGGGACUAUGAGUCGGGGAUCUAAGUCUAAAGGAGUUCAGGAGUACAGUCCCAGCUCUCUGCUGAGCCCACAGGAGAAUGAGAGGCUGGAAGACCUGCUGGGGAGGAGGUGUGCUUCCCUGGCCACUACCGUAGCACAGCUGUACAUGGCCCUGCCCCACAGUCCCACCUGCUGGAGCCUGCAGCAAACUGGGGUGGCCUGCUUCGUCAAGGACAACCAUCGUCGUUCCUACUUCAUACGCCUCUUCGAUGUCAAGAAAGGACAGCUGAUCUGGGAGCAGGAGCUCUAUAACCAAAUGGUCUACCACUGUGCCCAGCCAUUCUUCCAUACCUUCGCUGCAGAUGACUGCCAAGUGGGGCUGAACUUUGCAGAUGAACAGGAGGCUGAAAUCUUCCUUAGUGCAGUUGAUGAGAAGAUCAACCAGAGAAACCGUCAAGUGUCAGAGAAGAAACAUCGCCCCCUGCCUUCCAGUGACAGAGCGGGACUACCUCCACUUCCUGGUAAAGCAGGUCCUGGCAGUCCCAUUUCUCCCUCCAUGGCCACCAUGGACAUCCAGAACCCAGACAUCCAGGCUUCACGCUACCGCUCCGUCACACCUGUGCCUGCCCCUGCCUUUGUCAGUAAGGGAAAGAAGGACAAGAAAAAGGACAAGAAGAAGAGCAGUAAACUCUCCAAAGCAGACAUAGGAGCACCCAGUGGGUUCAAACACGUGAGUCAUGUGGGCUGGGACCCCAACAACCUGGACCCUGACCUGAAGAAGCUGCUGUCCUGUGCUGGGAUCAGUGAGGCUGAGUUGAAGGAUGAGGAGACCUCCCAACUCAUCCAACAAGUCAUUGAGAACUCAGGCGGCAUGGAGGCCGUCAAAAAGGCCAUGAACACUGGUCCUGGGCCUCCUCACCCUCCGCCUGGUAGGCAGGGUCCUCUCCCCCCAGUACCAGGGAGCUGUUCCUCCCCUCCUGCCCCUCCUCCUCCACGGGGAGGUCGCUCUGGCCCCCUGCCCCCUGUCCCAGGACAGCCAGGGCGUGGCCCGCCCCCCUCCCAGCUCCCUCCUUCACGUGGAGCCCUGCCACCUCCACCCCCGUUAGGCGGCCGAGGUGGAUUCCCACCCCCUCCACCCUCUGUGUCCCAUAGUUCUCUUCCACCUCCCCCUCCCCCUGGUCACCAGCGCUCCAUGCCUGCACCUCCUCCUCUUGCUCCAUCAGCCCCCAGUCGAGGAGGCCCAGCGCCUCCUCCACCUCCUCCUCCCCCGCCUCCCCCAGCCCAGAGCUCUGGAGACUUUCCUCCUCCUCCUCCCCCCUGUAAAGGUCCCCCACCACCUGCUCCUGCAUCUUCAGGAGGAGAUGGAGGUGGAGGUGGAGGUGGAGGUGGAGGUGGAAGAGGAGCUCUGUUGGACCAGAUCCGCCUGGGAAGGAAGCUCAAAAACGUCACAGACAGUCCUGAGCCACCUCCGCCUGCCCAGGAAGACUCAGAGGGUAUCGUAGGAGCUCUGAUGAUGGUCAUGCAGAAGAGGAGUAAAGUCAUUCACUCCUCUGAUGAAGGUGAAGAUGAAGGAGGGUAUGAUGAUGAAGAUGAUGAUGAAUGGGACGACUGAUAAGUGCAUUCCGUACUGUAUUAUUUUCCACUCUGUAACCACGGAAGUCAGGUUGAUCCAGUUAGAUUUAGGCCUAGAUUCAGUCUGCAGCGCUGAAGAUCCAUGCUCUACCACAGAUUUUUAUCUUACCAUGAAUGCCGGAACGAUGCCUUUAAAUUUCAAUUGCGCCGUAGUGCGGAUCUUCAGCGCUAUGGAUUGAAUCUAGCCCUUACACAUGGAAAAUGUACACCUGAAGAAUGCUACAGAUAAGGAUUGUGUGAAAGGCCCAAAGGUUAAAUAAAUCAGCAGAACGUAAGACAGAGAAGGUUAGAUGGGAUAACAUAUCUUUAUAUCUGUCGUUUCAACGUUUCCAGUGUAGGACUCAUGCUGAGUACGUACAUUACAUUACAGUAUGUUGCUCAAUAUCAUCAUAAAAGAUGGUGAGGUCUUCUACACACAGUCUUCUUUCUACCUGUUUCCAUUCAAAUAUUUGAUAUUACUGGAAUGUAGUAUUACAACUAAUAUUAUGCACACAUAUGAUUUCCCGUCGUAAUCUUCUACAUGUAGAUAUUGUCUGUUUUGUGCAAAUAUAAACAAACAUAGGUCACAAAGGCGUUAGAGAGCACAAGAGUCACCACAAUUACAACAUCACAUAUGGUUUUAGUAGACAAAUACAUACAUCAUACCAUACAAUUAUUAUCUCUCAACGUUGAACAAUGAAAUGUACACAUUUCCAAACUGAAUAAAGAAUGCAAAGACAAA